Molecule: messenger RNA, 252 nt
Organism: Monoraphidium neglectum
Lineage: Eukaryota; Viridiplantae; Chlorophyta; Chlorophyceae; Sphaeropleales; Selenastraceae
Exons: 2
Coding region: 1-252 (83 amino acids)
Biological process (GO): protein folding in endoplasmic reticulum
Cellular component (GO): endoplasmic reticulum
Molecular function (GO): FAD binding; protein-disulfide reductase activity; thiol oxidase activity
Source: RefSeq, a predicted model, not a curated record
AUGGUGUGCGUGGCCACCGCCCUGAAGGUCCUCUUCUCGUCAAAGGACUGCAGCGGCGAGCCGCCCGCCAGCGGCGCGCCCUUCUCGGACCUUUCCCUCGAGCGCAACGAGGCCAUCGCGCUGGUCAACCUGCUGGCACGCUUCAGCAACGGCCUGCACCUAUACCACGAGCUCGCCGCCGCGCUGGCCGCGGAGGGCGGCGCCGCGAGCCCGCUCGCGGGCGCGGGGGCGGCCGGCGCGGUGCUCGCGUGA